CCGUAACUACCUACCCAAGACAUCAUCAAGCGAGAAGAGUUAUUCAGCCUCAGCCUCGGCGCGACUUCAGCUUACUAUCUCUGUCUUCUCUGAAUCGAGAUGGACCGGAUACCACCAGAGAUACUCUUACAUGUCUUCGAUUUCCUCGAUGACCCGGCUCCGUCGCAAGUGCGGCUUCGCGACCAGCCGAGCGACGACAUGCUGGAUGCUAAGUCUUUAUAUUCGCAACCCCUCAAGACAGUAUCCCUCAUUUGCAAGACCUGGAGGUCUCUUGUACUCCCUAGCCUGUUCCGUCAUAUCUUAUGGAGACCCAAGAUAUCCUCCCUCAGCGCUUUCACAUUGAACCCGAUACCACUUCUACGCUUCUUGGAAGACAAUCGGCUGGACCGCGCCGUAGCGACUUUUACUAUGAUUGUCGACUUCGUAGAUAGGGAUGCUAGUGCCAAGCAAAUCACUCCUGAGAUACGCUCUGUCGACCUGGAAUGGUUAUGGGACCAGCUAUUCUCCGUCAUCGACCCUCUAAGAUUCACCAUCAUUACUCCUCCCAAUACUCUCGCUUCCUUCUUAUCUCGUAUGCUCUUCUUAGACGACGCCUGGUCAUUUAGCAUUCCUUAUCAUAUUCUCUCUCUCGCUCGAACUACUAGGCAUUCACAUGGCAAGUUGAAUACGCAUACAGAAUCAUCUAAUCCGGAUAUUCAUCCCUCUUCGUCACAGCACCAGCCUUCUACGGCAACAAUCCAGGUGGCUUCGGCAGGUAUCCCCACCACCUCGUGUUCGAUCCGCUGUAGAAGACCACCGCCAUGUCCACUCUUUACUGUUCGUCCUUGGACUUCACUUCUCCUGAAUGAAGGUUCGUCUACUAGGGUUUAUCGAACAUAUGAGUUCUUUUUACGGCGACCACCGUCCAUGCUUGGGGCCCUCCUUGGAUGCGAGGAACACCCUAACGACACCCCGCUUAUACCGCCUACUAUCAUUGACUUCAAUUACAUCGCCAUAUUCCCCCUAUCAUCUCACUUUGAGAUGCUACUCCAGAACCUACCCAAACUUGACCGUCUCUUUGUGCAGUUGACUCCCGGGCCUGAAAAUCGCAUCUUAGAGGCGGAAGAUGAAAUGAAGCACAUAGAUCCGGCGGACCUCUGGAUGGAGCGCAAUACGGCAUACAGCUCCCUGAUGCGCGAGCUUACAUUCGACGCCGACCCCGCGGUGUACCCAAGAAACUGGGCGUCGCUACGAGUUUUCGAGAGCGGCGACGCGGCAGACCACGAAGCCUGGGAUAUGGCCGUGCAAUUUGUCGAGCGCAGUGGCGCUAAAGGCUGGAAGGUAGAACGGCCAGGCGUUUUUGUCAAGGAGGACGAAGAGGGAAAUUACCCUAACACGGACCGGGAAGUUGAUGGUCAUGUUGGACCACCAAUCUCCGCGGGGGAACCCAUUUUAGAUCGCUAAGGCGAUUCGCCUUUAAUGGUGUCGCUCGCCUGCCAUUCUCUAGCUUAUGGUUGUAUAUGCACAAUACUCAGCCGCCCAUCGUACACGGCGGAAACCAAUAGCCAUACCUCGAUCUCGGAUAACAAAUAGGAGCCCAUCGUUGGAAUGGCGCCUUUUAAAUGUUUAAUACAUAUGUACUUAUACACCUAGUCACAACAAAGAUAUAUUUAGAACGGUAGGGGAUCACUGAUAAACACGAGGGUAUGGGGAACUAUUACACUUGUACAAAAUCGAAGAAUACAG
This is a messenger RNA of Daldinia vernicosa, 1725 nucleotides long. RefSeq lists its product as uncharacterized. Lineage: Eukaryota; Fungi; Ascomycota; Sordariomycetes; Xylariales; Hypoxylaceae. The transcript is spliced from 2 exons. Bases 100 to 1443 code for a protein of 447 amino acids. The record is from RefSeq and is a predicted model, not a curated record.